This is a messenger RNA of Malaya genurostris, 929 nucleotides long. It is a transcript of the gene lush, whose product is annotated as general odorant-binding protein lush. NCBI's taxonomy places the organism in Eukaryota, Metazoa, Arthropoda, Insecta, Diptera, Culicidae. The coding region runs from base 305 to 745 and encodes 146 amino acids. The transcript has 5 exons. Gene Ontology annotation, molecular function: odorant binding; dibutyl phthalate binding. Gene Ontology annotation, biological process: olfactory behavior; sensory perception of smell. The record is from RefSeq and is a predicted model, not a curated record. Gene Ontology annotation, cellular component: extracellular region.
UCGCCUAAUAACAUAGAACGAGAAAUUGCUUUUAAAUGAACGAUGCGCGUCAGUCAUGAUUUCAAAAUAGUAUAGACGUAGUAAUUAUGACACUCAUGUGAUUACUAGUCACGUCAAUCAAAUCUAUAUUAGUUAGACAAGUGGAUGCGAGUAAUGCGAGUUUUUAGUGUUCAGUGAUGAUGCAGUUUUGUGGUAUAAAUUCGAAAAAUCUUCAUUUAGUUGACAUAUCGUUCAUAUGUUUCUAAUAUGAAGAAUCACAUAGAAGACUGUUCAAAGUAUUAAAUCACGAAUAUGAAAAAGCAAUAUGCAAAGUGUAACAAUUUUUGCAUUUGUAUUAUUGCUGAGAGUGCUAGGACCAGUCUAUAGUGCGAUGACUAUGAAACAACUCAACAAUUCACUAGAAAUGAUGCGGAAAGCUUGUGCGCCAAAGUUUAAUGUUGAUGAAGGGAUCUUGAACGGACUAAAGGCGGCAAAAUUUCCAGCGAAUCCAGACUCUGAGUUGAAGUGUUACACAAUGUGUAUUGCACAAAUGGCGGGAACGUUAACGAAAAAAGGAGAAAUAAGUUUUUCAAAGACAUCAGCCCAAAUUGAAGCAAUGCUCCCACCAGAUCUAAAACCCGCCGCUAAAGAAGCCCUUAACCAUUGCAAAAAUGCACAAGCUGCGUACAAAGACUCCUGCGAUAAAGUAUUUUAUUCGGUGAAAUGUGCUGCAGAUUUCAACCCAGAUGUAUUCAUUUUCCCAUGAAGAACGACCGACGAUUGGAAAUAAAGAGGAAUGUUCACAGCCAAAAACAAAGUUAUUGUUAUAAAUUUGUUUCUUUUCUUCACAUGUUAAUGUUAGUAGAUAUUAUAUCAUUUAUGUUAUGUACAUGUUAGUAUUUUCAAUGCACUGUAGUGUAAUAGUAGCUCAUUAAAUGAAAAAAAAACUG